AUGUAUACGGCGUAUUUCGAAGCCGACGAAAACGGUAAUCUACACUCUGCCAGCGGCAUCAACGUGCCCGGCUGGCUUCGUGACAUGAUCGAACGAGCAUAUGCCUCGAGCGGCCUCCGAAUGAACAAGAGAGUCGCCUCGAGCGAGGCCAUAGAGUCGCUAGAAGAAGUGCCUCCUGAGCUUCUCAAGGAGCUGACGUGUCCAAUUUGCUACGAAAAGUACGAGGUGGACCAGAACAAGAAGCAGAAGGUGGAUACCAAAGUUGAAAAGAAACAGAGCGAAGAAACGUCGCUAGACAAGGCAAGAGCCAAAUUUUUGGGAAACGAAGCCCAGGUUUUUGUAGAGCCCGAGCUGAGCAGACUCAAGUUUAAAGAUCCAUCCCUUUUCAUGCCCGUGGACGCUGGAUGUGCCAAUCCACUCAGGUUUCCUCAGUACAAGAUCACCAGCCGAGAAGAGGUCACCAAUGAGGACAUGUUCCCGUCAUUGAACGAUUUGAACCAGAGCAAGAAAAAGGACAAGGAGGAGACGCGGCACGUGGCGAUGAAAAUGCCCAACUGCCACCAUGUGUUUGGCAAACUGUGCAUCAUCGAGUGGCUCAAGGGAAAUGUCUCGUGCCCGCUUUGUCGUAAGGAGGUGGAGAGCGUGCGGGACAACGACCCAAUUGCAAAGAAGAUGGAGACACUUUUACGCAACUGCAACUUCAUAUUUGCUGCAGACAAGGACGUGGUGUUGAAGCAUUUGGUGCGCCGACUGACAAAUGUGUUUGAGCCGCUCAAAAAGCCGUAUAAUCCUGCGGUCACUCCUCUCACAGACACCACUGUUCCACAGCACUGGGCCCGUCCUAGUCUACCCGAGGGGUACGCUCCCGAUGUGACGGAGAACCCCGACCCUCUGCUUGUGAUGGCGAGGAAGUUUCCGCUCUCAAGCUUUCAGUCAGCCCCAAGGCGGUCAUUUUUUGCCAGACAGUAG
Molecule: messenger RNA, 969 nt
Organism: Candidozyma auris
Lineage: Eukaryota; Fungi; Ascomycota; Pichiomycetes; Serinales; Metschnikowiaceae
Exons: 1
Coding region: 1-969 (322 amino acids)
Molecular function (GO): zinc ion binding
Source: RefSeq, a predicted model, not a curated record